AUGUCCUCCUCCGGUUUGGAAGUGGUGGAGGACAAAACCAAUGAUGGCGGGGGCAGUGGUGUUAACAAUGGUCCUUUGCAAGAAAUAACGAGCCAACCUAUGGAUGAUAUGAAUUCGUUGAGCCUGAGAGGUAGGAAUAUAAGAAGACCUGAGAGCAGAGUGGAUAAACAAAAAUCAUUAAGAAACAAAUCAAUUAGAUCCUCAAGAAAAACUGAAGCUGAAGAUGAGCUACAAGAACUAAUUGAUUUACAAGAGAUUGAGAGGGAGAAGGAACGAUUAGAACAAGAAUUUAAGAUCAAAGAAAUGGAAGAACAAAUGGAAAUGGAAAAAGCAACAAUGGAACUUGAACGAAAAAUGGAAAUCGAAAAAGAAAAAGCAAAAAUGGAACUUGAAAGAAAACUUAAGGAAUUGGACAGACUGAAUGUUUUAAAAUCCAAAGAAAAUGAAAUCAGAAAAUCAAGUUCAUCUCACAGUGGAUCAAUUUUGUCAAGAUUGAGUGUCGCAUCAUCUCACCACAGGACUUCAGAUUGGAUUACAAAGCACGGUUACUACAACGAAAAACCAGGAUCAACCUUGAAUGAUCGUCCGGGAUGUUCUCUAGAGAAAAUUCGAAGAAAGAAGAGACAGUCCCACUCGGCCAGGACGACCAACAGAGACGAGAUGCUGCUGUGA
Messenger RNA from Macrosteles quadrilineatus (aster leafhopper), 672 nucleotides. Its product is annotated as genetic suppressor element 1-like. The record is from RefSeq and is a predicted model, not a curated record. The transcript has a single exon. Bases 1 to 672 code for a protein of 223 amino acids. NCBI's taxonomy places the organism in Eukaryota, Metazoa, Arthropoda, Insecta, Hemiptera, Cicadellidae.